Pleurotus ostreatus (oyster mushroom) is the source of this 1281-nucleotide messenger RNA. RefSeq lists its product as uncharacterized. The transcript is spliced from 8 exons. NCBI's taxonomy places the organism in Eukaryota, Fungi, Basidiomycota, Agaricomycetes, Agaricales, Pleurotaceae. Bases 1 to 1281 code for a protein of 426 amino acids. Gene Ontology annotation, molecular function: tRNA dihydrouridine synthase activity; flavin adenine dinucleotide binding. Gene Ontology annotation, biological process: tRNA processing. The record is from RefSeq and is a predicted model, not a curated record.
AUGUCGACGACGUCUGGAGACAAACUUGGAGGUUACGACUUCUAUCAUAAAGUCCUUGGCAGCCCAAAAUUUAUUGUCGCGCCGAUGGUCGACCAAAGCGAACUACCGUGGAGAGUCCUGUCCCGUCGAUACGGUGCCCAACUUGUGUACACCCCAAUGAUAAAUGCAAAGAUGUUCUAUGAAGAUAAAAAAGGCACAUUCCGUGAGCGCAACUUCAGCCUCGCUUACGGCGAGGAAGGCGGACCUCUGGAUCGGCCCCUCGUCGUUCAAUUCUGCGCCAACAACCCCGAAGCUUUGCUCGCAUCUGCAAAACACAUCGAGAACCACUGCGAUGCUGUAGACAUCAACCUCGGAUGUCCCCAAGAAAUAGCAAAGCGAGGGCGAUAUGGAUCAUUCUUGCAAGAUGACUGGGAGUUGAUAUACUCGUUGAUCAACACGCUGCACAAGAAUCUUGCUGUACCCGUAACAGCGAAAUUCAGGAUAUUUACAUCGAUCGAGAAGACGGUGGAGUACGCCAAGAUGCUUGAACGUGCAGGUGCGCAGAUAAUCACUUGCCACGGUCGAAUAAGAGAGCAGCGAGGACAGAAUACUGGCAUCGCCUCAUGGGAUCACAUAAAAGCGGUCAAACAAGCUGUGUCGAUACCUGUCUUCGCGAAUGGGAACAUCCUGUACCACGAAGACAUCCAAGCGUGCCUUGAUGCAACUGGUUGCGACGGCGUCAUGUCCGCGGAAGGUCAGCUUUACAAUGCCGCCCUGUUUGCACCAGCACCAACAGAUCUGCCUGCUAAUCUCCCGGCUCCCCCUCUCACAUUCGAUCCUCCCCUUUCCGGCCUUCAUCCCCGCCACGCCGACCUCGCUUUAGAAUACCUCUCCAUCGUCUCCUCUCUUAAAACCCCCACAUCCCUAUCCGCCAUCAAAGGCCACCUCUUCAAAUUCAUGCGCCCAGCGUUAUCUCACGAACCCGAUCUUCGCGAAAAGCUGGGCCGCGUGCGCGCCUCAGACCUCAAGCUCGCACUCGUCGAAUACCGGGAAAUCGUAACAGAGAUGAAGGCGAGAAUGGAUCAAGCCGCCGAAGAAGCCGAGGCUUCAGGCAAAACCUGGGAUGAACUCAUAACGAUCGAUCCAAUGACAGGUCUCAAGAUCCUCCCCCACUGGCUAGCCCAGCCGUAUUUCCGACCGUCGAAGUCCUGUGAACCAUUCUCCAAUCCACAACAAGAGUCUGUCGAUGCAAAGACAACGACCAGCCACGGCAGCGACCCUCUGUCUUCGACUGGUGCGUGA